AUGUUUCGUCGUGUAUUUGCCAACAGUGCAAAAUUUGUUGUACCUACAAACUCAAGACUUGUUUGCUCCAAUUUUCCGGAGGGUUCCAAAGAUCACAUCAGUAAAUUAGUGUCUGGCAAAAAGUUGGUGGUGUUCAUGAAGGGAACGCCUGAAAAUCCGCGCUGUGGUUUCAGUAAUGCGGUCAUUCAAAUUUUGAAAAUGCAUGGGGUGGACAAAUUUGAUUCUCAUGAUGUCCUUCAGAGCGAAGAUGUUCGACAAGGUGUGAAAGACUACUCCAGCUGGCCGACACUUCCACAAGUUUUUAUAAAUGGAGAGUUUGUCGGGGGCUGUGACAUCAUGAUCGAGAUGCACCAGAAUGGCCAACUCAUCAAAGAACUUCAAAAGAUUGAUAUAAAAUCUUUAUUAGAUAAAAAAUGA
This is a messenger RNA of Helobdella robusta, 417 nucleotides long. RefSeq lists its product as hypothetical. Bases 1 to 417 code for a protein of 138 amino acids. The record is from RefSeq and is a predicted model, not a curated record. The transcript is spliced from 2 exons. NCBI's taxonomy places the organism in Eukaryota, Metazoa, Annelida, Clitellata, Rhynchobdellida, Glossiphoniidae.